Acanthaster planci (crown-of-thorns starfish) is the source of this 1203-nucleotide messenger RNA. RefSeq lists its product as uncharacterized. The record is from RefSeq and is a predicted model, not a curated record. NCBI's taxonomy places the organism in Eukaryota, Metazoa, Echinodermata, Asteroidea, Valvatida, Acanthasteridae. Gene Ontology annotation, biological process: translation. Gene Ontology annotation, cellular component: ribosome. Gene Ontology annotation, molecular function: structural constituent of ribosome.
UGAACGUGGUCAUUAUGAUGAUGAAAAACAACUGCAUGAUGAUGACUGAAGCCUGAAUGAACGACAUGAGUACAAUGAUCAUUAUGGUUCAGCGUCUUCAUUACAGACGUAGGCACUCCUACAACACCAAGUCUAACAAAGUUAAGAUUGUCAAGACGCCGGGAGGUAAACUGGUGUACCACUACCUUAAGAAAAAACCUUCCCCAGCUAGAUGUGGUGACACUGGAGUCAAGUUGAUGGGGGUUGUGGCAGCUCGACCAAAGAAGCUGAUGUCUGUUCCUCGUCCCAAGAAGCGUGUUACCCGAGCCUAUGGUGGCUGUCUUAGUGCUGGUGCAGUCAAACAAAGGAUCAUCAGGGCAUUCUUGAUUGAGGAGCAGAAGAUUGUGAGGAGAGUUCUUAAAGCACAACAACAGGCUAAGAAGUGAAAGUUAACUGCUGAAAAGCAACAUUAACAACAAUCCUACAACGCACUUGAAAGCAACAGGCAAACAUGCUACUUGUACUGAUAUACAUGUACGUUGGAUUCAAUAAAAGCAGAAUGUGGUGUUAAAAAUAAGUUCUAGUUUAUUAAUUUCAUACACAAUCUUGUUUUCUUGUUCAACACUAACCCUGUCUGUUGUACAGACCAAAGGAAGGAAGAGUGUUUCUGGUUCAUCCAAUACAACCUAGAAAAAUCACUCAAAAACUACCACGUACAUCUGUCUACUCAAAAAUUUAAUAGAAACAAAGUUGAAAUGCCUGAAUUCCGAUCAAUUGCUGUACACAGUGUCUUGAAUAAAGAAAUACUUAAAACUAAACAGCGGCCUCCUAUGGUGUUUUUGCCAACAGUUACUUGAAAUCUCAAUUGAGAUCUUUGUCUCAAGCAAUGCAUUAACAGUGCUGUAGGAUUAAUGUUACUGAAUUAAAUCUAUCGGUCUUUUGUUAAUUGUCGCACGAGUGACAGGAAAUAAGGGUAUUCUUUCUUUGGCUUGUCUUGUGUUAUCACGUCCUAAGCAGCUUAGAUGGUAAGAUGUUGGACUUGAUGUAUUCUUGUGAUCUCUCCCCUGCAUCCAUUCCAAAAUAUGUUCCAAAUAGAAAAACUCAAGCAUCUAGUAUACUUGAGUUUUCGGCACUUUAUUUACAACUCAAGCGGGGUUAUUUUUUGAGGGAAUUGUCUCCUGUAAGUCACAAGAUUCCUCAAUUAAAUUAAAGCUUUUUGGUCGA